GACCUGGACUCUGCGGCCAUUAAGCCAGUCCCCAUUGCGCUGGCCUCCACUUGCCUACUUGGGGCGCGAGGAGGUUGGAGAGCUUUUUUUCUGGGACCUAAGCAAAGGCAUCCACACUGCUGCUAAGCUGAAGUUGAAGCUCACACAUCCUGGAAAAUGCUAGCACCCAUACCAGAACCCAAGCCUGGAGACCUGAUUGAGAUUUUCCGCCCUAUGUACAGACACUGGGCCAUCUAUGUUGGUGAUGGAUACGUGAUCCACCUGGCUCCGCCAAGUGAAAUUGCAGGAGCUGGGGCAGCCAGCAUCAUGUCUGCUUUUACUGACAAGGCCAUAGUGAAGAAAGAACUGCUGUGCCAUGUGGCUGGGAAGGACAAGUACCAGGUCAAUAACAAACAUGACAAGGAAUACACUCCACUGCCUCUAAACAAGAUCAUCCAGCGGGCUGAGAGACUGGUGGGGCAGGAGGUGCUCUACAGGCUGACCAGCGAGAACUGUGAGCACUUCGUGAAUGAACUACGCUAUGGAGUUCCUCGGAGCGAUCAGGUCAGAGACGUGGUCAAGGUGGUAGGCAUCGCUGGAGUGGGCUUGGCGGCCAUGGGCUUCAUUGGAGUCAUGCUCUCCAGAAACAAGAAACAGAAGCAGUGAGCUGAAUGACUGCCCCGUUUUAGGGCUCUUCUUUUGCUAGAGGGUUUGGAGUUUGAUUUAUAGAUUCUACUGCUUUAUAAUUAGGUUUAUUUUCACAACAUACAAUAAACCAAAAGAAGGGAAUUUUUGUGGAGGAUGCUACAGUAGCUACCUGGUGUGAAGUCUCUGGAGGGAAGCGCGGGGCUCUGUUCUGGGUAACACGCUUUCCUGGCUGGUCUUUCUGUUUGCUGUGGUACCCUUUGUAUUGCAGAAAACAGAGUCCAGCACUGCUAUCUCAAAUGAAGCACAUUGCUGUGUGUCAGAUACUGUGGUAUGCCAAAGGAGACAGCCUGGGUACACAGAAAUGGAAAUAUCAGAUAGUCAGGGAUCUUGGCCUAGAACUUGAUCCAACAUGGCAGGUUGAGACUCAGAAGCUGGAGUUUGUGGAUAUUCAGUGGUGUGUGAAAGACAAAUCCUGUAGCGUUGGGGCUUUAGCUUAGUGAUAGAGUGCUUUCCUGGAGUGCAUGCAGUUUUAGGUUCAAUCCCUAGUGUAAUCCCUUUCCACAGAGAAAUCCAGGAUACACUUGGGUGAUCUUCCUAAAGCCUUCUGAUUUCCUUCCGUAUUACAGAUCUGUUCUAGUUAGGUUUCUAUUGCUAUGAUAAAGACUUGAAACAACUUGGGGGAGGAAAUGGUUUAUUGGCUUACAUAUCCCUGGUCACAGUCCAUUGAGAGAAGCUCAAAGGAACUCAAGGCAGGAACCAAAGCAGAAACCAUGAAGGGUGCUGCUUACUGGCUUGCUCACCAUGACAUACAUCUUGUCUGUUGGAGCCCUGGUCAGGAUUGAAAUGUUGCUCUGUAAAAGCUUUCUCCUGACUUAUGCACAUCUUGCACAGAAUACACAUGUGCUUGCUGAGUUACAGCAUUGAGAGAAUAGUUUUCUUUGGCUCAGGUUCCUUAGGGUUUCAUGUCAGUGCUCAAGGCCCCCAAACCCAAAGGACCUAGACCCAAGUUCAAAGGGCAGGUGUCUUGAUGCUCCCCCUCCCCCCACAUUGUGGCACAAGGUGAAGGAGACACACAAUAUUCACAAUAUUUAGAUAAUAUUAAUUUAUUACCUAAACUAAUAAUGAGUGGGACAAGAGAAAGAAGGAGAAAAA
Messenger RNA from Mus pahari (shrew mouse), 1779 nucleotides. RefSeq names its product HRAS-like suppressor 3. Gene Ontology annotation, biological process: N-acylphosphatidylethanolamine metabolic process. Gene Ontology annotation, cellular component: cytoplasm. Gene Ontology annotation, molecular function: A2-type glycerophospholipase activity; glycerophospholipid phospholipase A1 activity. The record is from RefSeq and is a predicted model, not a curated record. NCBI's taxonomy places the organism in Eukaryota, Metazoa, Chordata, Mammalia, Rodentia, Muridae. Bases 157 to 645 code for a protein of 162 amino acids. The transcript is spliced from 5 exons.